AUGAUCCGAGGUGGGUCACCCGUGAUCCAUGAUCCGAAUAAAGUGUCCCGGUUUGGAGUUUUGGGUAACAACGAUACCGAUGAAUCUUCGAUUCAAUGGAUUGACAUACCAAAUUGCUUUUGCUUUCAUUUAUGGAAUGCAUGGGAGGAAUAUAAUGAGGAUGGUGAUCUUACCAUCGUUGUUAUCGGCUCAUGCAUGACUCCACCGGAUUCAAUUUUCAAGGAGAAUUGCGAAUUUAUAUGUAUUGAAUUAUCCGAAAUCCGAUUAAACCUAAAAACCGGAGGGGCAACCCGACAAGUCAUUGUCUCCGGCAUGAACCUUGAAGCCGGGCAGGUGAACAAGCGAAGACUUGGGCGAAAGACCCGAUACGUGUACAUGGCCAUAGCUGAGCCUUGGCCGAGGUGUAGUGGCAUCGCAAAGGUCGAUUUGGUUACUAGAGAAGUGACCAAAUUUUUGUAUGGUGACCAAAAGUUUGGCGGCGAGCCAUGCUUCGUGCCCGACAAGAAAAAAGGAGGAGGAGAAGGGGAAGAAGAUGAAGGAUAUGUUAUGAGUUUUGUGAGAGAUGAGAGGAGAGAGAUGUCUGAGUUGGUGAUAGUGAAAGCUUCCAAUAUGAAGCAAGUGGCCUCAGUGAGGUUACCCACUAGAGUGCCCUAUGGUUUUCAUGAGAUUUUCUUUUUGUACACUGAUGAAGACAUUCAAAUAGCCAAAAAGAGGAAGAAAGAUUCUUUGAAAUUAAUUAAACAAGCUAGCAGGCUUAACUAG
Messenger RNA from Ilex paraguariensis (yerba mate), 762 nucleotides. NCBI's taxonomy places the organism in Eukaryota, Viridiplantae, Streptophyta, Magnoliopsida, Aquifoliales, Aquifoliaceae. The record is from the annotation of a GenBank genome assembly.